Cucurbita pepo subsp. pepo (vegetable marrow) is the source of this 700-nucleotide messenger RNA. NCBI's taxonomy places the organism in Eukaryota, Viridiplantae, Streptophyta, Magnoliopsida, Cucurbitales, Cucurbitaceae. The record is from RefSeq and is a predicted model, not a curated record.
CAUACUCUCCAAGAACCAAUGCAAAAUCAAGUCUUUUCUCAAUUUGAUGAUACCCAUCUUAUAGAACAAGACAUAGUGCUGAUGCCAUCUUCGUUCGACCCGUGGAACGAUCUUCCCUAUUCGAAUACGAUGAAUGUCAUUGACCCUUUUGGAGGGCAAUCAUCAAAUGCAGCUUCAUGUUUCCCUGUUAUGGUUGACAAUUUUGCUCCUCCAAUGCUAUCUAAUCAUCAAUUAGUGAUAUCCAACAUUGAUGCCAAUGGUUAUGGUUAUGGCAAUGGUAAUAGCUUUUAUCCUAUGAUGGGUAACACUUUUGGAGAUUCGAGUAUCGAUAAUUACUCCAUUGGUGCUCUCCCAAAUAUUAAUGAUUAUAACAUGAAUUUCCAAUUGGAUAAUGUUCAAGUUUAUGAUAUCCACAAUAUCUAUGCUCUUGGAACGUAUCCUGAUCCUUUGCUGUUCGAUUAUCCUUUGAAUUCCAAUGUCCAAAACGAGUUGCAGGUGCAAGAUUUUGAUCAAGCUGUUCAAUCCCUGUUAUAUCCACCAGCUACUCAUCUAGUAGACUACUAUGCUUCUACAUUGCCACAAAUUUAUGAUAAUCGAGAGGAAGAACACUACGAGUGAAAGAACGGACGAAGAACGCGAGCGAUGGAUGGAAAUAACGGAUGGGGGCGCGACGAUGGAAUCGGUUGGUCUUAGGUUUUAG